Messenger RNA from Pristis pectinata (smalltooth sawfish), 10329 nucleotides. Its product is annotated as DNA-binding protein RFX7-like. Lineage: Eukaryota; Metazoa; Chordata; Chondrichthyes; Rhinopristiformes; Pristidae. Bases 471 to 4943 code for a protein of 1490 amino acids. Gene Ontology annotation, biological process: regulation of transcription by RNA polymerase II. The transcript is spliced from 9 exons. The record is from RefSeq and is a predicted model, not a curated record. Gene Ontology annotation, molecular function: DNA-binding transcription factor activity, RNA polymerase II-specific; RNA polymerase II cis-regulatory region sequence-specific DNA binding.
AGGGCUCCGCACACAGCCCGUGUGCAUGGCCCCCGCUCCGGGUACGGGCUCUAACACACGGGAGACACACAACUCGCCCAAAAACCCCUCCGAUUCGGUUCACACAACCCAAGCCGCGGGAGCCGGGUGUCUGUGAGGCCUCUCGGGAGGGGGGGGUGGGGGGGAGCGAGGCAUCUUGCGGCUCGGAGCGGGACAACGAUGCACCAGAGCCGGGGAGACCGCUGCGCACAGGUCGGGGCCGCGCUGCUGUGUUGAAGCGGCACCCAGGAGCGUGUGGCCGGCGGCGGGAGGAGGGAGGGAGGGAGGGAGGGAAGGGGGAGGCGCUGCUCUAUCCUGAGGGGCCGCUGAGCGGCUGCGGCCUAGUCACCGUGCGUGUGUCACCCCCCCCCCCCCCCCCCGCUCAGCUCACGGAGACCCUCCCCCCUUCUCCCCGCUCCCUCCCUCCCUCCGCCCGCACCACCAUCACCAUCAUGGCAGAGGAGCAGCACCAGCCGCCGCCGGAGCGAGAGCCCGAGCAGCAGCUCCGCCGAGCGGAGGGCAGCGGGGCUCUGCCCAGCCUGGUGCCGGGGUUGGCAGAGUCGGAAGCCAGUGCACUGCAGCAGAAGCUGAGGAACUCCAUCUGCAAAACUGUACAAUCAAAAGUGGACUGCAUUUUGCAAGAAGUGAUGAAGUUUACAGACCUAGAAAAACUCUACCUCUACCUUCAGUUGCCUUCUGGUCCCAGCAAUGGAAACAAAAGCAAUCCAAGCUCUUUGUCAUCCAGUCGCACCCAACAAAUGCAUGCAUGUAACUGGAUCCGAAAUCACUUGGAGGACCACCCAGAUACUUCACUGCCCAAACAAGAGGUUUAUGAUGAAUACAAAGGUUAUUGCGACAAUCUUGGAUACAACUCUUUAAGUGCAGCUGAUUUUGGGAAGAUCAUGAAGAACGUCUUUCCAAAUAUGAAGGCCCGGCGUCUAGGCACAAGAGGCAAAUCUAAAUAUUGCUAUAGUGGUCUGAGGAAAAAGGCUUUUGUUCACAUGCCAUCACUACCAAGCCUGGAUUUUCACAAAACUACUGAAGGGUCUGAAGGAUCAGACUGUGCAGGCCACUUGCAGAGCAUUGAUGAAGAGGUCAGAUCUGCGGCUUGCAGUCUGGUUUGUGAGUGGGCCCAGAAAGUAUUAAUCCGCAAAUUCGAUUCGGUGGUUGAUCUAGCUCGUUUCCUUGUUACCAGUCACUAUAUUGGCACUAAAUCCGUGGCUGCGUUGUCUGUGAUGGCCGGUGCACCUUCAGGAGGGAAACAACCAUCUGCUUUUGUGCCUAUGGCUGAAAGCAAUUCUUUUCAGCCUCAGGUGAAGACUUUACUUUCCCCUUCAGUAGAUGCCAAACAACAGUUACAGCGCAAAAUUCAACAAAAUACAUUGAAAAAACAACAAGAACAGAAGCUUCAAUCUCCACUUCCAGCCGAACAACAAGUGAAGAAGAUAGAGGGCUCCACUGUUGGAGGAGUAGCGAACAUUCCCAAUGGAAGCCCUGCUUUGCUUUCUCCACAACCCACCAUUGGCAUAGUGGUGGCAACUGUUCCCAGUCCUAUCCAAAUGCAAAGAAGCCGACAGAUGAUGACAUCACCAAGUCCAUUGGGUCCAUCAGAGAGCAAGGUCCUUCCUUUGAAUGUUCAGGUUGUUGCGCAACAUAUGCAGUCAGUCAAACAGCAGCAGAAGACUAUCCAGAAUAUCCCUGCAAGUCCACAUAAUGAUCGCUCAAGACCUCGUUAUCAUCAAAUCUUGCCUAAACCACCCUCAACCAACACACUUACCCUUACCUCUCCAACCAGGGUACUUUUGGCUAGUAGUAGUCCAAUUAAAACUGUUGUGUCUGGAACUUCCCAUGCGAGCUCUUUGAAUAUGUUAAAGAUGACUACAAUAUCUCUCCCGCCCAGUACUGGUGCAUCUCCCAAACCUACAUCAUCAUCAAGCAACAAUAGUGGAAUAGCAGAGAAAGUAAAAUCUGCACCAAGUGUAAGGGUUGGCUCAACUUCUCUUUCUGCAGUUGGCUCUAAAACAAGUAGUGCCACACUUACACCUACUGCCGAGGUCAUCAAAUCUGAACAGGAAGCAAUAGCAAAUGAUGAAAAGCAGAUUCAGUGCCAAGAUCAUACAAGAAACUUGAAGGAUCCUAGAAGAGUUGCUGGUUCUUCUCCAUCUGGACAGAAAAGUAAUAGUGAAGGUACGGCAAAAGUGAAGAUGUCAAAUGGGAAAAUAUCUACUGAGAAGGCAGCUAAAAUCUGUAAUGGUCAGAAAGCUGAAGGAAAAAAGACCAAAAAUGAAGGCAAGUUUGUACAGAAUGAAAAUCUGGCCAUUUCAGUAGUUGGAAAUAACCAAAAUGCUUUUGCUGUUUCCUCUACUUCAAAUUUGACAAGCACCAGCAUUAAUUCAAAAUCCAAUGCUGAUACUGCCAGGUCUCAUAAAGACAAUGGGAUGUGCCCAAAAAGUCCAAGGAAACGGUCUCCCUCGAAUUCUGUAUCUGAACCACUGGUGCCACCUGUGAAGAAAGCACUGGUUUUAGAACCUACUUUGGAUGGUGCAGAACAUCAGAAGACCUGCUCUGCCACUGCAGCAGUGACACCUCCAAAACUCUCUGCAGGUGUACUAGUAAAAAAUGAGAAAACACCAGGAGUGGUUCAGACACCUAGUAAAAUUACUGUUAAACUGAAUACGACAGGGAUAACCCGUAUAUUAGCCAACCCUUCAACCGAUAUUCAAGUGGUCACCCUGGAUUGCGUUCAGACUGCUACAGAGCAAACGCCCGCCUUUCAGGAAAACAAAACUGCAGACUUGGAAGGGGGCUCAUUUACUUUGCAGGGAAACAACACAAGUACAAAGCUGAUGGCUGAUCAUACUGACAUACAGCAUAUCAAGAAAAACCACCAAUGUUUUUUGACUAAUGCGGAAAGGCAGCCAGCUGUAAAUGCUAGUGUAAUAGAGAAUUCAGGGACCAUUGAUUUUCAAGAAUCUGUGUGGGAGCCAGCACAAUGUAAUGGGUUGGAUCAGCAGUCUUAUGAUCAACAAAUGCACGUUCAAAACCAACUCCAAGGUUCUAAUUCGGUUCAGCUGCAAGGACACAAUCAAAUACAAUUGUCAAACCAAUUACCUCUGCAGGAUAAUUUGAUGGAUCUCACUGCUUCAAGUUCACAAACCAAUGAGAACUACUUUCAGUUUGAUGAUGAUCUCACACAGGAUAGUAUUGUAGAAGAGUUGGUGUUAUUUGAAGAGCAAAUGUCCCUGAAUGUUGAUUAUGGAUCUGGGUUGGGAUUACCCGCUCAUGGUCACUCUGCGGGAAGUCAGAAUACACUGAUGUCAUCUCAUCAAACUGGGCAAUUCUAUCAUCCAAUCCAUAGCAGUGGCACUCCAACCCCAACUCCGACUCCAACACCAACUCCAACACCCAAUCCAACACCUACAUCAGAAAUGAUUGGCUCCCAAACAUGUUCUAGUCCUAGCUCCAGAAUGGCUCAAACUACACCUGUUGAUAGUGCUCUCGGCAGCAGCAGACAUACACCGAUUGGUACACCUCAUUCAAACUGUAGUAGUAGUGUGCCCCCGAGCCCUGUUGAGUGCCGGAACCCUUUUGCUUUUACUCCAAUAAGCUCCAGUCUGGCCUACCAGGAUGCUAGUGUAAUUUCCAGCAGCCCUGUUAAACCAAUGCAAAGGCCAAUGGCCACUCACCCAGACAAAACAAAAAUUGAAUGGAUGAAUAAUGGAUACAACACUGGAAUAAGCAAUUCAGCAGUGUCGACCAGUGGUGUUGGUAUUCUUCCUAGUUAUCAGAAACUCACAGAGGAUCCCUUUAGAAAACCACAUGCCUUUGCAGUUGCUGGACAAACAAUGCAGUCAUAUCACCAUAAUGCUGUGCAGUUACAGCCCAGACAUCAUGAUGCUCAGUUGGGCCGUGUUACUCCAGUUUCACCCAUACCACACCAGGCAGCCUCAGUAGCUAAUGGCAAUAAGCAGGAGGGAUUUGCAGUUCCAGCACCUCUUGACAACAAAGGAGUACAUUCAUUGAUCAAUAAUUUUAGGUGUCGCAGUGUCAGUCCUGCUGUUCGUCAACGUAAUCUUAGCGGAAGCACAGUUGGUCCAGUGAUUAAUCUGCCAAGAACAAGUUUGGCACCUUUUGGAAGUCCAAUGACACCCGAGGUUCACAAUACAUUUGUUAAUAAUAUUUCAGAUAAUAGUGCCAACAGCAUAGCUCAACGAAGCCAGUCUGUCCCCUUGUCUGUGAUGAUGCAGACCACGUUCCCAUCUUACCAGAAGCAAACCAACACUAAAAAAAUUACAAAUGUAUUGUUAAGUAAACUUGAUUCUGAAGGUGAUGAUGCAGUGAGGGGCUUAGGGAUAAACAACUUGCCCUCCAAUUAUACAGCAAGAAUGAAUCUUACUCAGAUACUAGAGACAACAUCUUCUUUUGGUAGUGCCAACCAACAACCAGUGAUUAAUCCAAGCUCUUCUGUCUUUGAAUUCCAGAAGCCAAGUUAUGUAACAAAACACAUCAAUAAUGAUCAGAUGGGUUAUAUUUCUGAGGAUAAUCAAGCACAAACAGAAUCCAGAGUGCAAUCAUUGGAUUUCAAUAGUACAGUCAAAGACUUUCUGGCUGAAGAUAGCCUACAGCCAAACCAGCAAGUGGUUGGUCAAGUAUCAUCAGAUCUAAAUGUUGCCUCUGAUUUCUCCAGUGAUCUCAGGUUACCUGCUGAACUUUCAGGCAGCAUAAAUGAUCUGAGCACUUUAGACACAAAUCUGUUGUUUGACCCAAGUAAACAACAGGGGCAAGAUGUUGAUGCUACACUGGAGGAACUAAAUGAUGAUGCAGUAUUCCAGCAGAUCUGUAAUGAGUCCAUGAAUUCCAUGCAGUCUUCAGGUUUUGACUGGAUGGAAAGUAAAGAUCAUCCUACAGUUGAAAUGUUGGGUUAAGUCAGAGUACUGUUAAAUAUAUAGCACACAUUUCAUUUUCUGAUUCAUUAUAUUUGGCCUAAUAGAUGUGCCUGCCUUAAGAAAAACAUUUGUUCCUGAACAAGUGUAUUCCAGAAAAAAAACGUAACUGUUCUCCAUACUGAAGUUCUAUUAAUCUUGUGUCCAUAAUUUCAUUUUAGGUGCCAGCAUUUGAAUCAUCCUGCAUAGUUUACUGCAGGUACAUCUGUGUGUAUGUGUGUGUUCCAUCCAUUUAUGAAAUUAGGUACAUUUGCAAGCUGGGCUGCUGUCAGUAGGUAGAUUGCUGCAGUAAACUAUAAAUGCAGUUAGAGCCUCUUUGAAAUCAACAGUGCUUAGAUAACUAGAGGUAAGAAGAGGUCCUGCUCAGUUUAGGUCUAUUAGUCCAUUAAAUCAUCUUUUGUGCUCCUGACUUCAACCAUUUGAUUUACUUGCCUGUAAUUUUAGCCCAUCAUCUUUUAAGAUGCAACUUCAUGUUUCUUACUGCUUCAUUGUGGCUCUUUAAAACUAGUCACUGUGAAUGUGAAGACUGUUGUUUGCACAUUAAAAUGAUGAAUGCAAUUUAAUGUUUUAUUGAAUUUUCCAUAACAAGCAGCAAUAUUUAUAGACCUAUUGUUGUGUCUCAACUACAUUUUCUUAUUGGAGGCAUAUAGAACUUGGCAUUAUAUCAGCACUAAAGAACCCCUCCAGUGAUAUCAGUGGGAACUGUGCGAUGCAAUCCUUUUUCAUGAUAUUACUCGAACUAUUUGGCAUUUUACUCUAAAUUUGAUGCCUGAAACUGUCUAUGAAGGAUAAAAUAAUAGCAAAGUCUUGAGAUACAACAAUAAGAAUGCAGAAUUAUCUGUUGUCAGCAGUGUGAUGUUUGCCUUUUAACAUGAAGGCAUUCAGCACCUCAGUGAUUUUGGUAAAGUGUGCAUAUUAGUAUAUAAUGCUAGUUCUUUUCUCCCUUGAGGAGUUUUCAUUAUACAAUCUGUUCAUUCUAAAUUCCCCUAAGGUACUUUAUCAGCAAGGUUAACCUGUGUAAGCAGAUUAACAACGAUGUUAAAAGAGUACAAGCAAGAAUUAAACAUGAACUAGGUUAGGUGGAACUUUGUAUCCUUUGUAUCCUUCCUAAAUGAAUAUACAGUGUUUGGGAAAAAUCAGUUACUACCUCCUCAUGGUAAAAACAAUUAAUACUGGUUUAUUUAAAAAAAAAUUCCUAUUAAAUAUUUUUUACAUAAUUUAAUUUUUACGAGGUUGAUUUAAGAGGUUUCCCCACAGAAAAUAAGAUGUAUGAAAAUAUCCAGAAGUACCUUACUUUUGUCCCAAAUAUAGCACUUGUCAAUGGAAAAGACACUUCUGACAGUUCAACAACACAACAGGCAAAAGAAGUGGGUUGAAAGAAAAGAUGGAAGGGUACUGAUACAAAGGCUUCUUCCUAAUGGGAUUAUUUUCUUUAAAUUUGAUUCACUUUUAAUCUAAUAAAGAGGAUUGAUUUUUAACUGGGCCCUGAUGCAACUUACUUGCCUUUUUAUUUACUGCCUGGCCUUUUGGAGCUUUCUUUUAAAGACUAUACACCUUCCCACAUUGUUUAGUAGUAAAAUGCAAUGUGAUCCUGAAACAAGCUUUAAGUUGAUCCACUUUCUAUUCUGACUUGGCCAUUCUCACCUAAUGCAAGGUCAGUCACCUUCAAUAGUCUUUUUCUGUAGCUUAUCAUCAAAACUUAGAAGUGAGGGGAGAAUUCUGAUUUGUGUAAAGACUUACCCAUGUGAAGGAGUAAACCAAACUAGACAGGAUGGUUGGCCUGUUUUACUAAAAAUCAUGCAAUUCAUUGAAGAGCUUGGAACUUCCUAUCUGGAAGUGAUGUGAUUUUUAGAAGCAACAUGGAUAAAAAUAUGUAAUUAAGAAAACAUUUCAGAUGGAAGUGUGAAACCAUACAGACAUUGGUUUUGUGGAUUGCGCUUUUAGUGAACUGGUGCAGGCACAAUGUAAAAUGUGCUUCUAUUGGGUGAGUAUUGAAUUAGUUUCAGAAUCCUUGAAUUGUGACUGUUAUAACUGCAAUUUAUCACUGACUCCUAUUGGAGAACUGAAUAUUUUUAAGUGUUCUUACCAACAAAACUGAGAGUGGCUGUUUCAGCACAAAUAAGUACCCUGAAUCCAAAAUUUGCUUGAUUUUGUACAGUUCAGUGCCACAUUCAGAAUUAAAUUCACUCAUCCACAAUUUCACAUAUCUGUGACCACAAGAGGGUGCUCCAUUUUAUGCUGCCCAUACUUUCAAGUUUAUAUUCCAAGAGAAGCCUUCCGAGAAAUUAUCCCAUUGUAAAUUAUAGGAAAUGCAAUCAUAAUUUCAAAAUCAGUAAUGUAAGAGAUGGCUUGAACUGAAUUUUGUCUCCUUUGACUGUUAAGGGUAACCAUAACGAUAGUCUGACACUUGAUAAUAUCCAGGUUGUAACUGGAAUUUGCCUGUUUAUCUCAUUGUCAAGGGGCAGUUAUAAUUGUACUAUCGUGAAAUUUUGUCUAUUGGCUAUCCUCAAUUUUUUUAAAUAACUGGAUUGUCUGUGAUGAUAUGCAUCCUAUGUUCUUCAUUUAAACUAACCCUUCUCAAAUGUAUUAAUAUUCAUUCCAGUUGCAGAGCUAAAUUGUUGAUCAUGAAGAGUCUAACUGUGGAGGUCAGAAAUAUUAACCAGUGGAAAAAUGUCAUACUUCCAGUGCAUUUCAAACCUCCAUUCGAAAAGCUUGGACAACUGGUUAGUGGGGAAAGAUGUAGUACAGGAAUCGUCUUGGUCUACCUUUUUGUCUUUUGUGAGAUUUAAUACAAAUUCUUAUAAUUGGGUAAAAAGCACAUUGCAAGACCAUUUCAUUUCUGAAACUUUUUCUUCAUCUGUACUUGGUUGGAAUCAUGAAUUAACAAAGUAGCCAAGUUAUAGGGUCUGGAAGUGCAGCAGUUAAGUUACUGGAUCAGCUGCCAGAGUUGUUGACUGUUGAUCCAGAGACACUAGUUUGAAUCCCACCACAGAGGCUGGGAACUUUAAUUCAAGUAAUGAAAUAAAUCUGGAAUUACAGCUGGUUUCAGAAACGGUAAUCUUGAGACUGCUGGAUUGCCAUUAAAAACUUGUGUGGUUCAUUCAUAUCCUUCAGAUUAACACAAUAACAUUUACGCUGUGAAUAAUUAAAAGUUAUUGAUUAAAUUUGUCUACGUCCCAUGAAAAAUAGAAGAAAGAAAGUUAGUAAUUAAAUUUCAGAAAUAAUGAAAAGAUGUAAAAUUAAGGGAUUUUUUUGGGUUCCUAUUACUGUGUUAUCAUCUUUGCCUUCAUUCCCAGAUGUACUUCUCCAGCCAAGCCAGGCAUCACACUUUUUUUUGCUAACAGCAAAGCUGAGAAACAGGAUCUGGUUUUAAAUCUACAGCCAGUUUCUCAUGAGCACUGAUGUAGAAUUUGAAAUAUCUUGCAUUUAACCAUUCACUGGUGUAUUUCUGAAGGGAGACUUAAAUGUCUUAUCUCUGUAAUUUCAUCUUUAAAAUAAGGGAUGGAACAAAAGAAUUAACUGCUAUUGUAUACACAAUAUGUGAAAACUGCUUAUUCUUGUUUUCAAUGGAUCACCAGACUUUCUUUGUAUUACUUUCCUGAUGUCUGCACUGCAAAAAAUUCCCAGGUUGUCAACAUUUCAGUGUUUUAAAGUUAUAUUUCUAUUUGAUACUAUUAAUUAUAUUAAUUCUUGAGAGUUUUUGUCCCUUAACCUGCUGAUACCUGUCUUUCAGGUGCACAGUCAACCCAUAGGCCUCAGUUGUUCAUAACCUAACAUUACAUUGCUAAACAAGUUAUUUUAAGUUGACCAGUUGAUUCACCCUAAGUCAAAAAAUAUUUUGUAGGAUGGCCAAUAAGAGCAUACAAACAUGCAUAAAAUCACAGUUCUAGUAUUUAAAUUUCAUUAAUGUAUACAAAAAUUCAUCUGUCAGAAAUGCCUGUACCCUAUCCAAAUGAUAAUUAUUGGCCUUUGAAAAUGAUUAGCUGAGUAGAUAAUUGAAUGGGAUCAGAUGCAGCAGUGUUUUUGCUGCUGUCCAAUUUUAUAAUUCUGUCCAAUUUUUAAGACAUUUUAAGUGUUUUCUAGAGGAUUCUAAAAGUGGCCUGCAUGUGUGGUUUAACAAAUGGGUGAAUUAAAAGGCUCAUGAAAAUAUUUGACAUUUUAAAUUUGUAUUUCUGUGUCUUUCCCCUAGUUAUUUAAGAUUACUUUUAAUAAAUGCACUUAAAAAGAGCUUUUCACUUGGGUAGUCUCUCAAGUUGAUCUUUUGAUUUGUUAUUUUAAUACUGACAUAUUACCUUCAGAUUGUAGUGGAAAUACUGGUCCAUUGGACCAAAAUCAGUCAGCAGAGCACAGAUGGACUUGGUCUAGCCGAAACAGCGCUGAACUUAACAUUGCAUAGUUUUCAGCAAAAGAUUUAUACAUAGGUUUGCACCUUAAGUAUAAUUGGAGAUGCUUUUAAUAGAGGUAUGUCUUCAAUUCUGAGUUCAGUGGACAUUCUUGAUCAUAUUUUGCACUAGAUGUCUAAAGGGAGUUUCUGGCCUGGCACAUCUCUUAGGACAAAUGGUAAUUGUUACACAACUAAGUUUUCAUUUGAAUUGAUUUUAGAAAGUGAGUCUCUACAUAAGGUGAAAUGUCAUUGCAAAAUGACAUUUUGAUUUUUAUGUAGCAAUGUACAUUGAUCUCAAUGAGAUAAUUGUUUUACUUAAUUCUCUUGUACGAGAAUAUUAAAACGAUGAAAAUUUAAAGUUCAAUUUUUCUUCACCAUGUUAAUAAAUGAUCACAAGUGUGUAUGUGUGUUGAAUUAUAUUGUACAGUGCUAGUUAUAUUCCAGUAACCACUUUUUGCUGAAAUGAAUCUGGUUCUUUAAUGGCCAGGGAUGCUCAAUUAUACACAUUACAAGUUACGUACCUUUUCUGAAGUUUACUAAUUAACCUUGGAAACAUUGAAUAUAUUAUCAAUUUUGUUCAAUUGAUUUGGGGAAUUAGUAUUUGGUAAACUAUUGUGGAAGAAGGUGCUACAGUAAUUUGCUAUACAUAUAUUUUUGCAAAAUAAAUUGCCAUUAAUGUGAGCUGAUUGAAAAUGAUUUGGUUUCAGCAAUCAUAACUAAUACACAUCAAGUGAAACUACAAACAAUGAACCCCAAAUCCUUAUGACAUCACAAGGUAAUGCUGGCCUGUACUACAAUUUUUAUUUAGUGUAGAUUUUUUUUAAUGGUAUUUGUGUGUUGUACUGCUGAAAAACAAAAUCAGUAGUGCAGUAAUGUUGGAGUAGCAUUUCAGCUUAGCUUUUUUUUCUUAUUGAUGAAAGUGCUCACAGAUAUUGUUGAAGUUUUGUAAAUGGUUUCAAAAACCAAUAAAAAAAUUUUGUACCA